GAUACAUUAGCCAAACAAAUUCGGUCAUUUAUAAUUAUUCAUUAUUAGUAAAACUAAAAUAUAAUGCUACUUCUAAUAAUAUUAGCAGCAACAUUGGUUAUUAUAUUCCUUCACCUAUACUCAAAAUGGAAGUUAACUUACUGGAAGAAACGCGGAGUACCCCAACUAAAACCAAUUUUCUUUUAUGGAGAUGGUAAGGAUGUGGUGAAAGGUAACAAAUCACUUGCACAAUUUACGUUGGAACGUUACAAGGAAUUUAGAGCCAUGGGAGUGCCAUAUGGAGGGACUUACAUAACUUUGAGGAAGGUAUUUGUACCAAUAGCUCCGGAGUUCAUUAAAGAUAUUAUGCAAAAGAAUUUUGAGUGUUUCACUGCUCAUUUUCCCAAGAAUGAAUUGACAAAUAAUAAAAUUUUUAAUAAGAAUUUGUUCAAUAUAGAAGGUGAAGCAUGGAGAGCUACCAGAAAAAAACUUACUCCUACAUUUACAUCGGGUAAAAUGAAAAUGAUGUUCGAAACAUUAUUAGAAAAGACUCAGGGGUUAGAACAGUUGGCAGGUGAAAUAGCAGAAUCUGGAGAACCUGCCGAUAUCAGGGACGUCUUAGCUAGAUUCACUACAGAUGUAGUUGCUAGUUGUGGAUUUGGCCUGGAAUGCAACUCCUUAAAACAUCCAAAAUCAGAGUUUCUUGAACAUGGAAAACUGUUCUUUUCACCAAAAAGUGUAGAUAGUAUUUGGAAGGUUAUACUUAAAGCAUUACGUUUGAUUUCGCGUGAAACAAAUUUUCAAGUACCCGAAGAUUUUUUCAAAAAAGUUGUGGAAAAAACAGUUGAUUACAGAGAGAAAAACAAAAUUUACAGGAAAGAUUUUUUGCACUUGAUGAUCCAACUCAAAAACAGGGGCGUAGUUAAUCAUGAAGAUAAUAUUAAUGUUUUUGAUAAAAGCGUAAAAAAUGACGGUACCUUUGAUUUGGACGAUGUUACAGCUCAAUGUUUGAUUUUCUUUUUAGCUGGAUUUGAAACUUCCGCAACCACAAUGACAUUCGCUCUCCUCGAAUUAUCCCAGCAUCCAGAAAUGCAAGCAAAAGUCAGACAAGAAGCAGAAGAAGUCCUGGAAAGGCACAAUGGCAAAAUGACUUACGAAGCUAUGCUAGAGCUGAAAUAUACUGAGCAAGUUAUUGAAGAAACCCUGCGAAAAUAUCCUCCUGUGGCUUCUAUUCCGAGAGUUUGUACCAAAAAAUACACAAUACCUGGUACUAAGACAGAAAUAGAGCCUGGGACUACGGUGUUCAUUUCUGCUUGGGGUUUACACACUGAUCCAGACUAUUUCCCAAAUCCACAAAAAUUCGACCCUGAAAGAUUUACUGUGGAAAAUAGGAAAAAUAUUAAGGAAUUUACUUAUUUGCCUUUCGGCGAAGGACCACGGAUGUGUUUAGGUAUACGUUUUGGAAUAAUGCAAAGUAAAGUCGGUUUGGUGUCUUUGUUGAAAAAUUACAAAUUCAUUUUGAACGAAAAAACGCAUCUACCAUUGAAAAUGGCGAGAACUUUUAUUACAUCUGUCGACGGGGAUGUUUGGGUGAAUAUUGAAAAGAUCUAAAAUACAUGUUUUUUAUAA
Ceutorhynchus assimilis (cabbage seed weevil) is the source of this 1608-nucleotide messenger RNA. NCBI's taxonomy places the organism in Eukaryota, Metazoa, Arthropoda, Insecta, Coleoptera, Curculionidae. The record is from the annotation of a GenBank genome assembly.